Dioscorea cayenensis subsp. rotundata (Guinea yam) is the source of this 723-nucleotide messenger RNA. RefSeq names its product auxin-binding protein ABP19a-like. The coding region runs from base 1 to 723 and encodes 240 amino acids. The record is from RefSeq and is a predicted model, not a curated record. Gene Ontology annotation, cellular component: cell wall. Lineage: Eukaryota; Viridiplantae; Streptophyta; Magnoliopsida; Dioscoreales; Dioscoreaceae. Gene Ontology annotation, molecular function: manganese ion binding. The transcript has a single exon.
AUGAUAACCAACAACACACAACAAGAAAGUAAGAAACCAAAGAAGAAGAAGAAGAAGAAGAAGAAGAAGAAGAUGUCUCUUGUAUCUUAUAUACUCAUCUUUUUCUUGAUCUCCUUUGUCAUGAUUCACUCAUCCAACGCCAGUGCCGUUCAAGACUUCUGCGUCGCAGACUUGGCCUUGCCGGAAAGCCCGGCCGGCUAUUCCUGCAAGAGUGUCUCUAAAGUCACCGUAAACGACUUCAUUAAGUCCCAGUUCCUUACAACCAACACUGCUAUCCCUUCUUUCAACCUCUCCAUUUCACUAGCCUCUGCUACCGAGUUCCCUGCUGUAAAUGGCCUUCAUAUUUCAGCCAUCUAUGUUGAGCUCGGUGUUGGUGGCUUAGCGCCUGCUCACGUUCACCCAGGAGGCAAUGAGUUCUCUGUUGUCACUCAGGGAACAAUAUUGUGUGGAUUUGUAUCAUCAGAUAAUAAUAAGGCUUACUUCAAAACUUUGCAGGCUGGUGAUGCAAUUGUUUUUCCUCAAGGUUUGGUGCACUUCCAGAUUAAUGUUGGGAGAACCCCGGCGAAAUUUAUUUCUAGCUUCAGUAGUGCCAACCCUAGGAUUGUUAUCAUUGCAUCUGCACUGUUUGGCAAUAACUUGCCUACGGAUAUUGUGAAGAAGGUGACUUUUCUUGAUGAUGCUGCGGUGAAGAAGCUCAAGGCAAUGUUUGGAGGGACUAACUAA